GCGCAUGCAAUAUAACACAGUGCCCGGUAAUUCAAAUCAAUAGAUAGCGUCGGUAACGUGCACUAAGGCAAAAUUCAAUUUUAAGGGGGAAAAAAGCAACAAUGGCACUAGUUCCUUUGGAUUUUGAGAAAAAUUCCCUCUUUUCAAGGUUUCAGCGUGAUUUUGAGAAAUCCUUUGAAGAUUUCGAGAAAGAAUUAUUCAAGUUGAGUCCAUGGGAACAAGACAAAGAUCCAUUUGAUGUUGCUCAUUUUGGGGAAAACAUGCUAGACCUGGAGAAUCCCAUCGUGGAGGACAAGAAGGGAAAUAAGAAACUGCAUCUGAAAUUUGACUGCAGCCAAUUCAAACCAGAGGAGGUCACUGUGAAGACGAUGGAUGGAAACAAACUAACAGUCCACGCCAAGCAUGAGGAGUCCGACAAAGGGAAGAAGGUCUACAGAGAAUUCACUAGAUCCUAUGUUCUCCCGGAGAGCGUGGACGCGGGAAAACUGACCUCCACUUUGUCCUCAGACGGUCACCUUUGUAUCGAAGCACCUGUACCGCCAUCCACCAAGGCCAUCAAAUCGUGACAUUCUUCAUUCGUUUUUAUUCAAUUCUUUUUUGUGUGUGUUUGGAUAUAUAGUCUCAUAAAUGGGUAAGAAGGCUUACGAGCUCAAAUUGUCCAUCUUUUUUUAUUUGAAUAUAUGUUAGGAGUUAUACUUGAAAAAUCAAUAAACUAUAUAUAGAUCGAAA
This is a messenger RNA of Saccostrea cuccullata (small rock oyster), 729 nucleotides long. Its product is annotated as heat shock protein 27-like. The record is from RefSeq and is a predicted model, not a curated record. Gene Ontology annotation, biological process: response to heat; protein refolding. Gene Ontology annotation, cellular component: nucleus; cytoplasm. The transcript has a single exon. Bases 102 to 566 code for a protein of 154 amino acids. NCBI's taxonomy places the organism in Eukaryota, Metazoa, Mollusca, Bivalvia, Ostreida, Ostreidae.